Molecule: messenger RNA, 708 nt
Organism: Trichoplax adhaerens
Lineage: Eukaryota; Metazoa; Placozoa; Uniplacotomia; Trichoplacea; Trichoplacidae
Exons: 7
Coding region: 1-708 (235 amino acids)
Source: RefSeq, a predicted model, not a curated record
AUGAACGAUGAGCUAAAAGUUGUCAAAAUUUUAGAAAGGGAUAGAUAUAUCGGCAUCAGAUCACGUUCUGAUAUGUUGAGAAAACAAACAUAUUUUAUUAAUUGCCCAAUUAUGGGUAUCCAGUAUCAAACACCAGACUUUAUUAAAGCAGGGGGAUCACCUAUCAAUCUCUUACCAGCUUUUGUAAAGAUUACCAAUGAAUUGCCAAAUACUACAUCAAUAGUACCAAGUGUCCCUACUUCCUCACGAGAGAUCAGUCAAAAUGCUACUGGGCAGUCAAUUACAACAAUUCUGAAAUCUCAAGCUCAAAACUAUCUUUUAGCUGCAGCUUUUGCAUUUGGCGGAUGUUUAUUCAUUUAUCUAUGCUGGUUUUUCUAUCAUAAAUUUGCAACAUGGAUUAUAUCAGCUAAAAGUGCAGAAAUUCCUAGAUUAUUUGAGCAUGAUAGCAAAAAUAAGACUCCCGUCGUUGGUAAGCCUCUCUCUCAUAUAUAUAUCAAUCCCCAUCACCAAGAUCCUCCUAGAUUAUUACAGUUAACCGUGAACCGACAAUUAGUAGGUUCAAGCCAAAGCAGCGCUAAAUCCGAAGAAGAGUUAUAUGGCUAUCCCGAUCCGGAUCUAGAAAAAUUAAACAUCUACUUGGUAAUAAAUCAAGUUAAAAUGAAGAAAGUUGCUAACUAUAUGGCAUGUAUUCAACUUGAUGAUGGCUAA